This is a messenger RNA of Rhagoletis pomonella (apple maggot), 819 nucleotides long. RefSeq lists its product as uncharacterized. The record is from RefSeq and is a predicted model, not a curated record. The transcript has a single exon. NCBI's taxonomy places the organism in Eukaryota, Metazoa, Arthropoda, Insecta, Diptera, Tephritidae. Bases 1 to 819 code for a protein of 272 amino acids.
AUGGGUCAUAUGGAAGCUAUAUCCGUGACGGCUAAUAACGCGUAUUAUAUGCCGCAUCACCCAGUGAUAAAAGAGUCCAGCGUUACGGCGAAGCUAAGGAUCGUUUUUAACGCCUCUGCUAAAACCACCACAGGGAACUCCCUUAACGACGCGCUGUUUAUUGGACCGCAACUCCAACAAGAUCUCUACUCUAUACUGAUGCGUUUCCGAACGCAUCGGUACGCAAUAACCGCCGAUGUUGCGAAGAUGCACCGCCAAGUUUGUGUAUCGUCGAAUCACGUCGAUUUGCAACGUAUCGUUUGGCGCCCUGAUCCAUCCUCGCCCAUUGUAGAUUACCGCAUGCUACGAGUAACUUAUGGGGUGGCUGCCGCAUCUCAUUUGGCUGUAAAGGCCUUGCAACAAACUGCCAAGGCUUCCUCCAACAGUUGUGAAAAAGCCGUAUCCGUGAUCUUCAAGGACUUCUACAUCGACGACUUGCUCACUGGUGCGUCUUGCAAAGCCCAACUUCAGUCACUACAACAAAAUAUCUCUGAAAUUUUAAAAGGAGGCUUUGAACUGCGAAAGUGGGCGUCAAACUGCAUGGAGUUGAACGAGCGUAUUUCCAGCGGUUCUAAAAGCAUAUCGCAUUACGUAGUUGAUGGUAAGGAUGUUCAUGCUCUUGGUCUAAGAUGGAACAUAGAAGGAGAUCACUUCACAUUCGCAGUCCGCCUGAAACAACAACCCGCUAUUCCAACCAAGAGAGCAAUCUUAGCCGAUGCUAGCACUCUUUUUGAUCGUUUGGGUCUGCUUGCUCCAGUAACCAUAAGGUCCAAGAUGUGA